AUGGUCUCUACUACUAUCAACUUCUCCGGCCUCAUGUGCCUCGCCCUUGCUCUCGGCCCUGCCACCGUGCUCGCUGCUCCCCAGCUGCCCGCUCUCCCAUUCCCGGAGAUCAUCAACCACGGCCCCGAGACCACCAGCCAGGGCCCCGGCAACAGCGAGACCUCCGCUGGCAGCGGCGUCAAGGUCGGCAUCCCUGGCGGUCCCUACGUGAACGUCGGUGCCGGAUUCCUCGACACCCACCGGGGCCCCUGUGGUCCUGGCUCAGGCGAUGACAAGAGCGCCGGUGCAGGUGUCGAUGUCGGUAUCCCCGGCGGUCCUCGAGUCAACGUUGGCAAUGGCGUGCAUCAACACCAGGACGGCUACCCUUGCCCUGAGCCUCCUGCUGUUGUCGUCGUGCCUACUACCACUGCCAACCCUCCUGCCGUGGUUGUCGUUCCCACCACCACUGCCAAUCCUCCUGCCGUCGUUGUCGUUCCCACCACCACUGCCAACCCUCCCCCGGUAGUUGUUGUCCCCACUACCACCGAAAUUGUCACUCCUCCUGUUGAGACUGCCCACCCUCCUACGUGGACUGGUAUCCCCACUAUCCUCCCUCCUACCUUCACCACUCCUAUAUCUGGCCCGCUCACCACCGUUCCUGCUGCCUGGGCACCCGCACAGUCCUCUGUUCCUCUGAUCCACCCCGCCGUGGCCACCGCAUCUGCCUCGCCUUCUGCUGUGCCUUCUGUUCCCGUUGUGCCCGUCUUCAACGCCGGCUCGUCCCUGGUUCCCGGAUCCGUCCUCGCAGUGGCUCUUCCCAUUGUCCUGGCCUUCUUCCAAUAA
Penicillium expansum is the source of this 822-nucleotide messenger RNA. Its product is annotated as putative cell wall protein. The record is from RefSeq and is a predicted model, not a curated record. The transcript has a single exon. The coding region runs from base 1 to 822 and encodes 273 amino acids. NCBI's taxonomy places the organism in Eukaryota, Fungi, Ascomycota, Eurotiomycetes, Eurotiales, Aspergillaceae.